Molecule: messenger RNA, 1351 nt
Organism: Umbelopsis ramanniana AG
Lineage: Eukaryota; Fungi; Mucoromycota; Umbelopsidomycetes; Umbelopsidales; Umbelopsidaceae
Exons: 2
Coding region: 49-1011 (320 amino acids)
Biological process (GO): DNA repair; regulation of DNA-templated transcription
Molecular function (GO): zinc ion binding; DNA-binding transcription factor activity; sequence-specific DNA binding
Source: RefSeq, a predicted model, not a curated record
UUCCAUGCUUUUCAAUAUCCCUCAGAUUCAUAAAAGAAUGACAACGUGAUGCAGAUACUGAACGCUGGCCAGCAACAACAUUUGCAAGACUACUUCGAAAAAAAUAUGGGACAAGUGCUCUUGGAAGAAAAUGUGUUUGAGCGAACAUUGGACGUAUACCAAGUCGUACUUGCCCAAAUUGAAAAAGAUCCACUUCGACUGGCACGCAAGCGACGGGAUCUCUCUCAGGCAAUUCUAGAUCAACAAGCAUUCAUUGUACAAGUUCAAAACUGCUUGUCUUGUGCUGAAUACAACUCCAUUCUCACUAAUGCUGACAAAAUAAUGGCCAUGCAUAAAGUCACUUCAGAGGAGUUGCAAUUUCAAUCUAUACUUGACGCUGUCUUCUCACCUCACAGUUCGCAUGCUGCUCGUGACCCAGACGCUAACCAGUUCUCUACCGCACUGGAAAGACAAAACACACAUUCAACCGGUGUUUCUAUGGAGGAAUUGCUUUUCCUCAAUGAUUCGAUCAAAGGUAUCGCAUGCGAUCUACCUAUCACUCCGUCUUCAUCACCAGCCUCUGCGAAAGUACCAUAUUCAACCGAUGAGGAACGAUGGCAAGCCGUGUUAAACCAUGAACGAGCAGCCGACGGUCACUUCGUAUAUUGUGUGAGGUCAACGGGUAUAUUUUGCCGCCCAACCUGUCCUUCCCGCCGACCUCUUUUAUCCAAUGUUUUAUUCUACUCGAACAAUCCAGAGGCUGAAAAUGCUGGAUUUCGACCUUGCAAGAGAUGUAAACCGCAAGAUCUAAUCUUACCAAGCGAUCUACGGCAACUGACAGCUGUUGAGUUGGUCAAGAAGGAAAUUGAGGAGGCAGCAACGCAAGGUAUGAAGCAACCUUCUCUACGGUACCUAGCCAAUAAAGCUGGUAUGAGUAGUUUCCACUUCCACAGAGUGUUCAAAGCCCGAACCGGUUUAACUUUGGAUGAGUAUCGGAAACUGAUGUUCGGACAGAAGGAGUCUGCAGCGUAAAUACUUAUAAACAACAACAUGCUGUAGAUAUGAAGUAGGCUACCAUUAUAUUUCGGAUUGUGGAUCCCUGUCUUGUUACCAUAUUUCUGUGUUGAUAACAACCAGUAUACUUGGGAUCAGCACUUAGACGAAAUACAACUGGCUUAUAAUACUUCCGUACACUCUUCUACUUUGUUCUCUCCGUUCUCUUUAGUAUAUGGACGAGAAGCUCGUACUCUGGCUCAUGUUGAUACCACAAUUUCAAGGUCAAGUUCUGAAACUGUAUUGCGACAACAUGACCACCAUCGCAUACAUCAACAAAUUUGGGGAGACGAACUCACCUAUGUUGUUGGAAUUGGCU